CAAGCCUCUCAUCUCUUCACUUCAGCUUCUGCGCCCUUGCCGCCCUCUAACCAUUAAACCUCCUCACACCUCCCUCCUCAUCCUCCACGGGAUCGAGAACAAACACUUCCUCAGAUCAACUCGACGCCACUCCAACCCAAAACCAUCACUCCCACUCACAUCAUGGAUCGUUUCCCUGACGAACUCCUCGUCAAGACUCUUGGUCAUCUAGACUUCAAAGAUGUUGCAACUAUGCGUCGGGUGAACAAGCGAUUUGCCGAGGUCGGUGCAGAAGUUCUGGUCCGCCGGGUCCGAUUUCACUUCACCAAAGAGUCCCUGACUCGCUUGAAAGACAUCGCUAAUCACCCUGUCUUGAGCAAAAAUGUCGAGUCAGUGGUCUAUGAAGGAAACAUCUUGGCCAAUGUCGCCUGCAUUCACGCCUAUGCAGCCCAUUAUGACCUCGACCAUCAUCACCUUGACCAUCCAGCGCCCCCGUCCGACGAUGCCUCUGACCGAGAAUCACGCCUCUACGCUCGCAACAUGUCCAAGUUUGCCAAUGAGAUCUCAGCCCGAUUCGACAACUAUCGCAACUUGUUUCAGGCUCAACAAGAGCUCAUUGAGGCUCCUGACCUGCCAACCUCGCUACCCCACUUCCCCAAAUUGAAAAAGGUCGUUCUCUUCACUGUCGGGAGAUGCAAACAUGUUCUCUCCGACAGAUUCCUCAAGGCCUUUGCUACUGGCUGUGCCAUGCCUGUCGAGCAUGACACUUAUUACUCCAAAGGACAGCUGAAAUUCCUCCUCUUCCGCCACGGUCGCCCUGUCACCACCCUCGAGCAUCUUGAGGCACAUGUCGUCAGUCCCAAGUUCUUCACUGGAUUCUUGCCCCGCGAAAGCCUCUGCCAAGUCUUUGCCAAUCUUCGCGUCAUCGAAUUGCGGCUUCGCCUCGAAAAGGACCAUCAUCGUGAUUUGGACUUGACCACGGUCGAGCGCUGCUACUCAGGGUUGAGCAAAGGCAUCCUACGCGACUGUUUGGCUUCGGCCACAAAGUUGGAGAAGCUUACCGUCAACUUUGAGGACUAUGGCUUCUACGGACCAUGCACCAACCUGAAAAACGUCCUGGGAGAUCAUUCUUGGCCCAACCUCACCGCUCUCGACAUCGAUUGCAUGUCAGCCACCCAGGACCAGCUCAUCACCAUUUUGACCCGACAGCCCGCCCUUCGCGACCUGCGCCUGGGCUUCUUCGUCCUGACCGCUGGGAAAUGGACCGACACCACCAGACAAAUGCAAACCAAGCUGAAGCUCGACAUGUUCUGUCCAACCGGCCUUCUGGAAGAUCCCGAUUGCAUGUAUCCAAUGUCGCUGAUCCAGAAAAGCACCUACUUGCUCAACUUUGCGCGACUGACCAUGGCCGAUGCCCUUUCCUUCUUUGUCACGGAAUUGAACUCGAAUGACGACUACCAUCCCUUGGAGGAUGAAUCAUUUGCCGAUCCUGAACUGCUUCGCGACGAGUUUGGACCCUUCAGCGACAGCGAGUCGGAGGAUGAUGAUCCAAUGGAUUGUGACUGAGACGAUUGAUGAUUGUCAAAAGGCCCUAUAGAGGCUGCUUGACGUGUUAUGAGCUAUGAACCUCACCUAGUGUACAGUAUUUUCCCUAUUUGCAUGAGUAUGAUACACGGACUGCCGGACCAUCCGAUCGGAGAUACCCCUUUUGAGGACGGACCGUCCUCCUACUGCUUUGUUGUCAUUCUUUCUUUUGCCGCAAUUCGGGCAUGUGAAGGGUUGUGGUGCUAUGGCAGGAGUUACUG
Exophiala mesophila is the source of this 1784-nucleotide messenger RNA. RefSeq lists its product as uncharacterized. Bases 163 to 1545 code for a protein of 460 amino acids. The record is from RefSeq and is a predicted model, not a curated record. Gene Ontology annotation, molecular function: protein binding. The transcript has a single exon. Lineage: Eukaryota; Fungi; Ascomycota; Eurotiomycetes; Chaetothyriales; Herpotrichiellaceae.